Hyposmocoma kahamanoa is the source of this 1055-nucleotide messenger RNA. Its product is annotated as glycoprotein-N-acetylgalactosamine 3-beta-galactosyltransferase 1-like. The transcript has 6 exons. Gene Ontology annotation, cellular component: membrane. The record is from RefSeq and is a predicted model, not a curated record. Gene Ontology annotation, molecular function: N-acetylgalactosaminide beta-1,3-galactosyltransferase activity. The coding region runs from base 108 to 1055 and encodes 315 amino acids. NCBI's taxonomy places the organism in Eukaryota, Metazoa, Arthropoda, Insecta, Lepidoptera, Cosmopterigidae.
CAACGGCGAAACGGGCACAGAGCAAGCGAGGAGCACAGAAUCGAUCAAAUGUUUUGGGAUUGGAUAUAGAAAUCUGGCGGUCGGAAAAGGUAUUACGGAAGCAAGAUAUGGCAAAGAGAAUGCUGAUACAUGACCAAGGAAAUCUAUCUAAUGUGCCUAAACUCAAUCGAAACUUGAAGCUAAUGCAUCCAAAAGACGACACAUCGAUCGCUGAAGCUCUUGCCGCCAAAAUAAGAAUUCUGUGUUGGGUAAUAACACACCCCCCAAAUCAUGACAAACUGCCUGUUGCUAUAAAGGACACUUGGGGAAGGAAAUGUACUAAGUUAGUAUUUUUGAGUACGGAACAUGACGAAUCCAUACCAACAGUGAAGUUGCCGGUGCGGGAAGGCCGGGACUAUCUGUGGGGUAAAAUGAAGGCAGCCAUCCAUUACAUCUAUAAGAACCAUCGUCAGGACGCUGAUUGGUUCCUGAGAACUGACGAUGACACAUACGUAAUAAUGGAAAAUCUUCGCUAUCUUUUAUCCAACUACGAUCACCGUAAACCUUUAUAUCUAGGCUGCCGCUUUAGGUCACAUACUCCGCAAGGUUAUAUGAGUGGCGGGGCCGGCAUGGUGCUGAGUCGAGACGCUCUCGAUAGGGUUGUCAAAAGAGGAUUGCGAGCUACCAAUUUGUGCGACGAAGGCGAUGAAGGGGACGAUGAUGAUGCUAAAAUAGGUAUAUGUCUGCACCGCGUAGGCGUCAAGGCGGUAGACACUCGUGAUUCAGAGCAGCGCGGGCGCUUUUGGCCUUUCAGUCCGCAAGACCACGUCGUACCUUACACCGACCCCGAUUUUUGGUACUGGCGAUAUACUUAUUAUCCCAGUCAGUAUGGUGUCGAUUGCUGUUCGGACUACUCAAUCUCCUUCCACUACCAGUCUCCGGCAGACAUGUACACCAUGGAGUUUCUCAUCUACAAACUACGACCAUUCGGCAUACAAUACAGCUCAGGGCGUUUGCCAAAAAUUUUGAAAAAUUCUAAAAACUUAACGAAUAUCACAAACUGGAAAACUACUUAA